ACACCUGUCUCUCUUGACAUUUUCCUUCACUUCUCCACACUCCUUAACUCUUGCAGCAAACAUGCGCGUUUCAGCCGCACUCAGCAUCGCCGUGACACUCGGCAGCACAGCUGCUCAAGACACCAUCCUAGGUUUUAACUCCGGUGCCUCGGACGACAAGGGCAAUGCGAAGAACCAGCAGGACUUCGAGCGCGAGUUCAAGGCUGCGAAGAGCCUGAACGGUGCGCCCGGCGAGUUCAACACUAUCCGCCUGUACUCCAACAUCCAGUGGAACACUCCUAGUACACCCAUUGCUGCCUUCCCAGCUGCAAUUGCGACAAACACAAGCCUUCUUCUCGGUAUCUGGGCGUCUGGCACGGAUAACAUCGACAACGAGCUGAAUGCGCUGACGGCGGCUCUCGAUGAGCAUGGUUCGAAGUUGGCGGAUCUGGUAGUGGGCAUUUCGGUUGGUAGUGAGGAUCUGUACCGUGUGUCAGAGCCUGGUCUACGCAAUAACGCUGGUGUUGGCAACAACGCCGACACUAUCGUGCGCUUCAUCAAGGAUGCCAAAUCGCGCCUCGCCAACACAGCGCUCAAGGACAAGCCCUUUACCCAUGUCGAUACUUGGACCGCCUGGGUCAAUGGCUCGAACAAGGCCGUCAUCGACGAGAUUGACUUCCUCGCUGUCAAUGCCUUCCCCUUCUACGAGUCCGAGCGCGAUAAUCAGAUCAGCAACGCAGGGAGCCUGCUCAACAGUGCGUUGACUGCCACCGAGGGCGUCGCCGGCGGUAAGGACGUCUGGAUCACCGAGACCGGCUGGGCGUACACUGGACCUGCAUUUGGCGCUGCUGAUGCCACCGUCGACAACGCGGGCGAAUACUGGCAGGAGGUUGGUUGCAAGCUGUUCGGCAAGCGUAACGUCUUCUGGUAUACUCUUCGUGACGCCAACCCAGACAAUGAGGUCAAGUUCGCCAUUACCGACAACCUCAGCACCACUCCCCGCUACAACCUGACGUGCCCGGCAGAUAGCGAGGAGCUGCCAACACCUGCUCCUAUCAGCAGCAACUCGACCACCUCAACUGGCAAUGGCACCGGCAGCAGCAAUGAAACCAACAGCGACAGCACCGCCAGUGGUUCGGCCAGUGGCUCCGCUAGCCCCAGUGCUACUGGUGCUGCUCAGGGUACAGGUGCAGGGUCCUUGACUUCGGUAUCCAUGGUCAACUCCAUGGCUAUGGCGCUAUCAGUCAUCUUCGCCCUCGCAGCUUGGGCAUUGUAGAUGUCAGACGUGACCCUAACUAGCUUCUAGAUUCCCUUUUGUCAGUGUACAAGUAGGAUAGGGCGUUUGGUAUGUUCCAAGUAGUCAAAGGCUGCAGGUAGUCAAUUGAUUAAAAUGACGUUGUGUCGUCCACUUCACCGUUCAACUGCCUAAUGCAGGUGCGCGAAUGACUACGUGACAAAUGGGAACAAUAGCAGGAACGAUUGGGUUUGAUGAGAGAUGCUACGGCAGUGCAACAGAUUGAAAGCACAGUGAGGUGAGGUGAAGUGAGUGUUGAAGGUUAAGCGCAAGGUCUGAAAGGAA
Messenger RNA from Macroventuria anomochaeta, 1558 nucleotides. Its product is annotated as glycoside hydrolase family 17 protein. Gene Ontology annotation, molecular function: glucan endo-1,3-beta-D-glucosidase activity; 1,3-beta-glucanosyltransferase activity. NCBI's taxonomy places the organism in Eukaryota, Fungi, Ascomycota, Dothideomycetes, Pleosporales, Didymellaceae. Gene Ontology annotation, cellular component: fungal-type cell wall; extracellular region; cell surface. Gene Ontology annotation, biological process: carbohydrate metabolic process; cell wall organization. The transcript has a single exon. The record is from RefSeq and is a predicted model, not a curated record. Bases 62 to 1255 code for a protein of 397 amino acids.